AUUAAUUUCAGCCUGAAACUUGUUCUUCUACUACCAAAAAAUAAAUUUGUGUAACAAACUUUAUUUAAGAUGUCCAAAGAAGACUUUAGUCCCGUUGCAGACUGGUACAGUGGUCGUUCCAUUUUCAUAACAGGAGCUUCAGGGUUUAUGGGCAAAGUUUUAGUGGAAAAAUUAUUAUUUUCCUGCCCGAAAGUUAAAUACAUUUAUAUUUUACUUAGAGAAAAAAGAAAUAAAUCUCCUGAGGAACGGUUGCAGCAAAUGUGGACGCUACCAGUUUUCGAACGCCUGAGAACAGAACACCCAAACUCCUUCAAAAAAAUACUAAUCCUUACCGGAGAUGUGAACACAGAACUUCUAGGGCUAUCAGAAGACGACCUUCUAACUCUUCAUCAACAAGUAAACGUGGUUUUCCAUUGCGCAGCCACUUUAAAAUUGGAAGCUAAUCUGCGCGAUUCAGUGGAACAAAAUCUAACAGGCACCAAGAGGGUUCUAGAAGUGUGCAAGAACAUUCAAAAACUGGACGCCUUUGUCCACUUUAGCACUGCUUUUUGUUCUGUCGACAUCGAGGUUUUCGAAGAAAAGGUUUACAAUAGUCCCCACGAUCCUAGCAACAUAAUGAACGUUGUAACAUGGUUGCAUCCAGAAGCUUUGGAAAAAGCUACCCCAUACAUUCUGGAUCAACAUGCCAAUACCUAUACUUACACCAAAAGAUUGGCAGAGCAACUGGUAGCCAAAGAAUCUCCAAAUAUGCCUGUGUGCAUCAUUAGACCAUCUAUUGUGACUCCAGCUUUAAAGGAACCAGUCCCAGGAUGGGUGGACAACCUAAACGGUCCCAUGGGACUAAUUGUGGGGGGCGGUAAAGGUAUAAUACGUUCUAUGCAUUGUAAGGGAGAAUUAAAUGCUCAUAUAGUACCGGUUGACGUUGCUAUUAACGCCACAAUUGUGGCAGCACAGAAAUUAGGAUCCUCUACCCAAAGACCAAAGGAAGUCCCAGUCUAUAAUCUAACCCAUCAUGGCUCGAAUCCGACCACAUGGUCGGAACUGGUUGAAACUGGUAGAGAAAUAAUUUACGAAUAUCCCUUUGAUGGGCAAAUUUGGUAUCCUGAUGGAAACAUAAGGUCCUCGAAAUUUGUCCACAAUAUCAUGUGCAUUUUGUUCCAUUGGAUUCCAGCUUUGUUAAUUGAUGGUAUGAUGUUUGUGCUAUGUCAAAAACUAUUUAUGAUUAGAAUUCAGCGGAAGGUUCACAAUGGUUUGGAGUUAUUACAGUUCUUCACAACUCGUGAUUGGCAGUUCAAGCAUGAAAAAUAUUUCGGUUUAAAAAAUUAUUUGAACGAUUACGAGAAGAAAUUGUUUUAUCUGGAUUUUGAUGGCGAAACUAAAAAAGAUUAUUUGACAGUCUGUAUUUUGGGUGCUAGACAAUAUUGUAUGAAGGAACCGCUCUCAUCUCUACCUAGAAGUAGAGUACAAGCUAAAAUGUAAGUAGUUUUUUAAAAUUGAUAAAUCAACUCCCAACCAAUAUUUAAUUUUAGAAUGUAUAUCAUACACAAAUUGGCUGUCUAUGUAUUUUACUACUGGGUUUUUUCUUUGGUUGUACACUCAAAUAUCUACUUGGAAGACACCUUUUACACAAUAGGAGAUUUCGUCAAAAAUAUACCGCUUGUAAAUAACUUUAUA
This is a messenger RNA of Brassicogethes aeneus, 1674 nucleotides long. The record is from the annotation of a GenBank genome assembly. NCBI's taxonomy places the organism in Eukaryota, Metazoa, Arthropoda, Insecta, Coleoptera, Nitidulidae.